AUGGGCGGCCGCGGCGCCCCCUUGUGUGCAGCGCAGCCCGCGGUGGCCGAGGGCGGCCUGACCCGCGAUCCGCUGCCGCUGCUGGAGGUGCCCCCCCGCAAGAGGCUGCCCGCCGGGCCCGACCAGGACCCAUGUGGCAGCCGCCCUGCGCCCGAGGGCGCCGGGGCCGGCGCGGAGCAGGGCCACUCGGCCGGUGGAGGCGGCUGGUGCCGCCACUGCCACACGAAGCUCGUGGAGCUCAAGCGACAGGCGUGGAAGCUGGUCAGCGGGCCCGGGACUCCCCUUCGGGAGCCCUGCCUCUCUGCCCUGCUCCUCGACAAGCUCCCAGCGCCCGGGGUCCUGCCGGCGUGCCGCCCGGAGGCCGAGAGCCGCUGUGACGUCUGCGCCACGCACCUGCAGCAGCUCACGCGGGAGGCCCUGCACCUGCUGCAGGCCCCGGCCAGCCACGAGGACCCCGACACCCCCCGGGGAGGCCCUGGCCUCGCACCUGCCGGCCCCAGCGCCAUGACCAGCCUCAGGGAUGCUCCGGGACCGACGGGCCCUGCAGGGAAGCCGCCGGGACGAGCAGGGCCCGACAGGGCGAAGGCGCCGGCCUGGCCGCCUGGGCCCAGUGUCCAGGUGUCGGUGGCACCCGCGGGCCUCGGGGGGGCCCUGAGCACAGUCACCAUCCAGGCCCAGCAGUGCCUGGAGGGCAUGUGGAGCGUCUCCAGGGUCAACAGCUUCCUCCCGCCCGCGUGCCUGGCCGAGGCGGCGGUGGCUGCAGUGGCGGUGGCAGACACGGUCCGAGACGGCCCCCCCACAGCGAGGCCCGAUGGCCUGUUGAAGGCGUGGGGCCGUGGUGGGGGCUGCACGUCGGCCCUGGUCACCCCGGCUCUGGGCACCUCGGCGGGGGGCUCCACGGGCCCGUCAGCCGCGGCCUCCUUCUUCAUAAGGGCCGCCCAGAAGCUCAGUCUGGCCUCCAAGCGCAAGAAGACCCACCCGCCGCCGGCUCCGGCCACCCGAGGCACCUCCGUGUACCCCACCGACUUCAGUGGGGUCCUGCAGCUGUGGCCGCCCCCCGCACCCCCCUGCCUGCUCAGGGCCACCUCCAAGGCCAAGGACAACUCCGGCAGCGUGGGAAAGGUGAAGGUCGUGCUGCGGGUCUGGCCGGCCCAGGGGGCCCAGCGCUCGGCCGAGUCCACGUCCUUCCUGAAGGUGGACCCUCGGAAGAAGCAGGUGACUCUCUAUGAUCCAGCUGCCGGUCCCCCGGGCAGUGCAGGCCCCCGGCGAGCCGCCACCGCAGCAGUGCCCAGGUUGUUUGCCUUUGAUGCCGUCUUCCCCCAGGACUCCGAGCAGGCUGAGGUCUGCUCGGGGACCGUGGCCGACGUGCUGCAGUCUGUGGUCAGUGGGGCUGAUGGCUGCAUUUUUUCCUUCGGCCACAUGAGCCUUGGGAAGUCGUACACCAUGAUUGGGAAGGACAGCUCGCCCCGCAGCCUGGGCAUCGUGCCCUGCGCCAUCUCCUGGCUCUUUAAGCUCGUCGCGGAGCGCAAGGAGAGGACGGGCGCCCACUUCUCCAUCCGCGUCUCGGCCGUGGAGGUGUGCGGCCGGGAGCAGAACCUGCGGGACCUGCUGGCCGAGGUGGCCUCUGGCAGCCUCCAGGACGCCCAGUCUCCAGGAGUGUACCUGCGGGAGGACCCUGUGUGUGGGGCGCAGCUCCUGAACCAGAGCGAGCUGAGGGCGCCCACGGCGGAGAAGGCGGCCUUCUACCUGGACGCGGCGCUGGCGGCCCGCAGCACCAGCCGCGCGGGCUGCGGGGAGGAUGCCCGGCGCAGCUCGCACAUGCUGUUCACGCUGCACGUCUACCAGUACCGCGUGGAGAAGUGCGACCGGGGAGGAAUGUCCGGAGGCCGAAGCCGCCUGCAUCUCAUUGACCUGGGCAGCUGUGAGGCGGCGUCUGGCAGGGUUGGGGAGGCUGCCGGGGGACCCCUGUGUCUGUCCCUGUCGGCCCUGGGCAGUGUCAUCUUGGCCCUGGUCAACGGAGCCAAGCACGUGCCCUACCGGGACCACAGACUCACCAUGCUGCUGCGGGAGUCCCUGGCCACCACCAGCUGCCACACCACCAUGAUCGCCCAUGUCUCGGAUGCACCGGCCCACCACGCCGAGACGCUCAGCACUGUGCAGCUCGCUGCCCGCAUCCACCGCCUGCGCAGGAAGAAGACCAAGUACGCCUCCAGCUCCUCGGGCGGGGAGAGCUCCUGUGAGGAGGGCCGCGCCCGCCGCCCCCCGCACCUGCGGCCCUUCCACCCGCGCACCGUCGCGUUGGACCCCGACCGCCCGGGCCCUGGGCUGCCCAGAGACCCGGAUUACUCAUCCAGCAGCGAGCAGUCCUGUGACACCGUCAUCUACGUGGGGCCGGGCGGGGCGGCGCUGUCGGACCGGGAGCUCACGGAUGACGAGGGCCCACCCGACGUCGUGCCCAUCAUCCCCGCCCUGAGCCGCCGCCGGCCGUCCGUGGGCCCGCGAGACGCCGACCACUUCCGCUGCAGCACCUUCGCGGAGUUGCAGGAGCGGCUGGAAUGCAUCGACGGCAGCGAGGGGCCCCCGGGGCCCCCAGGUGGCUCCAACGGGGCCUGGGCCAGCCCCGCCCGAGGGAGCAGGAAGCCCUUAGCACCCGAGGCUGCGGCCCCCAGGAAGGCCAUGGGCUCCCCGAUGGCGGCCAGCACCCCUCAAGGCAGCCCCGGCCUGGACACCCACCGGGGUGCCCCGGAGCCCUCCAAGGCCAGCGCCUGGGGUGACCAGAGCGAGGACGGCGGCACCCGGCCUGCGUUGCCCACCCUGGACAAGGCCCCAGGGGGUGGGGGUAGGAGGCCACUGCCCAGCCCGGCCCCUCCGCCCCUUCAGCCAGAAGCUCCCAGAGCCCCGGAGGAGUCCAGCGGAGGGGACGCGGACAGUGUGGUGCGGACGCCCCCCGUGGGCACGAGUGGGCCCCCCCUGCUCCCAGACGUGGCCUUCCCCUGCCCGACUGCUCGCCGCCACUGUCUGGAGCGCAGCCUGCUGACCGCCACGGUGACCCUGCAGCAGCCCGUGGAGCUCAAUGGCGAGGACGAGCUGGUGUUCACGGUGGUGGAGGAGCUGUCCCUGGGCGGGCUCGCGGGUGCGGGGCGGCCCCCCAGCCUGGCCAGCCUGGGCAGCAGCUGCUCCCUGCAGGCGCUGGCCUCGGGCUCCCGGCCCGUCAGCAUCAUCAGCAGCAUCAACGACGAGUUCGAUGCGUACACCUCGCCCGCCCCCGAGGGCCUGGGCAGCCCACCACUCGGUCCCCCGCCGCAGCCUCCCCUCAGCCCCGACUCGCCCACGGGGCCCGACGCCCCCGCCUUGGACAGGCCUCUGGAGGGCGGCGGCCGCGGCGUCCCACAGCAAGACGGAGCCGACAGCCCUGGCCCGGCCCGGGGUCCUCAGCCCUUGGAGGCAGCGCCGGCCCCACCGGGGAGGGAGCCCCAUGCUGGGUCCCCUCCGAUGGUGGCCACGGCACAGACCAUCCACUCCAGCCUCCCGCGGAAGCCGAGGACUACCUCAGCGGCCAGCCGCGCAGGCUGCGCUCACCUGGGCCAGAGCCCGCCUGGCCGAGGCCUGUUCGAGGACCCGUGGCUGCUCCGGGUGGGUGACUGUGACGUGCUCCAGGCGGCCUCCACCGGCAGGGCCCCCAGCCCCACUCCGGGCUGCCCCCGGCUGCCUCAAGCCCAGGCGACACCGGCUUGUGCCCAGAGGGUGGUGGCCGGGUGUGAGGUGGCGGCCAGGGUGGCCCACAGGCCGGAGGCUGUGGCCCGGAUCCCGCCGCUGCGGAGGGGUGCCACCACGCUGGGCGUGACCUCGCCUGCUGUGUCCUGUGGGGACACUCUGGCCGAGGCGGCGGGCUGCUCCGGCAGCCUGAAGGCCUCCCCCACCGGCAAGAAGAGCAUGGCUCCCAAGGGGGGCUUCUUCCCGAGGCCCAGUGGGGCAGGCCCCCCGGCCCCGCCGGUGCGGAAGUCCAGCUUGGAGCACAAGAACGGCCCGGCCCUGGCACCCACCCAAGCUGUGGGUCUGAUGCGGGUUGGGGCUGCCACUGUCAUCCGAGGGGAGGAGGAGGCCAGGCCCAGCGGCCGGACUGACCACCCUGUCCCCAGGGCCACAUCCAGCCUGAAGGCCCGGGCCGGCAAGGUGGAGGCUGUGUACCGUCCUGCUGGCCACGGGUCUCUGGAGCGGUACGAGGGUCUGGCCCACGGUGGCAAGGUCAGGGAAGCCCCUGGGCGACCGCCCCGGGCCGUGCCCAGGUUGGGUGUGCCGCCUGCCAGCCCCACGCCGGGACCGGCCCCUGCCUGCAGGAGCGGCCUGGCCAAGAGUGUGGGGGCCCCGAAGGCCCCGCCUGGUGGGGCCAAGGGCCGGAGCCUAGUGGCCAGUGGGUCACGGGCUCUGGGUGCUUCAGUCAAGCCUCUGGCCUCUGUGGCGGGCAGGACCCCCGGUGGCCCUGUGACAGGUGCCAGGGUGGCCCCGAAGUCUGGGCCGGGUGUCGGGGCCAAGACUGGCCGGGGCACCAUCAUGGGCACUAAGCAGGCGCUCCGGGCUGCCCACAGCCGUGUCAACGAGCUGGCGGCCAGCGCAGCCCCCAGCAGAGGCAGCCCCUCGUGGGGCGCGGCCGACUCGGACAGUGGCAAUGACAGCGGCGCGAAUGCUGGUGAGGAGCGGCCGCCCCCGUGCCCGGCGCUGCCCUCCCCCUACAGCAAGGUGACGGCGCCGCGGAGGCCCCAGCGCUACAGCAGUGGCCACGGCAGCGAUAACAGCAGCGUGCUGAGCGGGGAGCUCCCGCCUGCCAUGGGCCGCACGGCCCUUUUCUACCACAGCGGUGGCAGCAGCGGCUACGAGAGCAUGAUGCGGGACAGCGAGGCCACCGGCAGUGCGUCCUCCGCCCCCGACUCCAUGAGCGAGAGCGGGGCCGCCUCCCCCGGCGCCCGCUGCCGCAGCCUCAAGUCUCCUAAGAAGAGGGCCACAGGUCUGCAGAGGCGGCGGCUGAUCCCGGCGCCACUGCCGGACGCCGCUGCCCUGGGCCGCAAGCCCAGCCUCCCCGGGCAGUGGGUGGACCUGCCCCCGCCCCUGGCCAGCUCCCUCAAGGAGCCCUUCGAGAUCAAGGUGUAUGAAAUCGACGACGUGGAGCGCCUGCAACGGCCGCGUCCGGCCCCGCGGGAGGACCCAGCCGAGGGCCCGUGUGUCGGCUCGAGACUGAGGCAGGCGGAGCGCAGGCAGCAGCGGCUGCAGGAGGUGCGGGCCAAGCACGAGCGCCUGUGCGCAGAGCUGGCCGAGACCCAGGGCCGGCUGAUGGUGGAGCCCGGCCGCUGGCUGGAGCAGUUCGAGGUGGACCCGGAGCUGGACCCGGAGUCGGCCGAGUACCUGGUGGCCCUGGAGCGAGCCACGGUGGCCCUGGAGCAGUGCGUGAACCUGUGCAAGGCCCACGUCAUGAUGGUCACCUGCUUCGACAUCAGCAUUGCUGCCACCGCAGCUGUCCUGGGGCCGCAGGAGGUGGACGUCUGAGGCUGGCAGUGGGCACGGGAGGGGACGUGCAGGGGGUGUGAGGGCGGCAUGUGGGAUGGAGCGCGGAUGUGUCGCGGUUGCGGGAGGAGGACGCGGGGCUGUGCGGGACGCCGGAUGGGGCCUGCGAGAGAGGAGAGCAGGGGCGGGAGGGCCGGCCUAGGGGAGGGAG
This is a messenger RNA of Propithecus coquereli (Coquerel's sifaka), 5707 nucleotides long. RefSeq names its product kinesin family member 26A (gene KIF26A). NCBI's taxonomy places the organism in Eukaryota, Metazoa, Chordata, Mammalia, Primates, Indriidae. Gene Ontology annotation, molecular function: microtubule motor activity; microtubule binding; ATP binding. Gene Ontology annotation, biological process: microtubule-based movement. The transcript has 15 exons. The record is from RefSeq and is a predicted model, not a curated record. The coding region runs from base 1 to 5538 and encodes 1845 amino acids.